Sinocyclocheilus rhinocerous is the source of this 2958-nucleotide messenger RNA. RefSeq names its product Rho guanine nucleotide exchange factor (GEF) 37. Lineage: Eukaryota; Metazoa; Chordata; Actinopteri; Cypriniformes; Cyprinidae. Gene Ontology annotation, molecular function: guanyl-nucleotide exchange factor activity; protein binding. The coding region runs from base 80 to 2305 and encodes 741 amino acids. Gene Ontology annotation, cellular component: cytoplasm. The transcript has 12 exons. The record is from RefSeq and is a predicted model, not a curated record.
CACAACGGCACUAUAUGUCGGCGCACUGCCCACAAGGCUAUUGGCGCCGACACAAUUACAUAUUUUAAGGGUUAAAUACAUGUGUGCAUCCCCUUCACACGUUCAUAUUGCAUUUCAUUUGAAAUGUUUAACUUCCUGUUUAACUUCCUCUAUUUUUCUUUUAGACAUACCUGCUAUGGCAAAUUCCCUGAAGGCAAAUGUAACACUGAAGGCAGAGAAGGAGAUCAGAGAGGAGAAAGAGGGAGCUAAAGAAAUGGCUGACACCUUGGAUGAGCCUGCAGAGGAGGAAGAGGAUGAAGAGGAGAGAAAGGCACGGGAGGCAGCAGCCAGAGAGAGAGCCACUCAGAGGCAGCUCAUGGCGAUAGAGGAGCUGGUGCAGACAGAGAGGAACUACCUGAAACAUCUGCAGCUCUGUACGGUCACCAUCCACAACAACCUGCAGAAACUACAGCCUCCUCCCCCAAACCUGGAGAACAUGUUUCAGCACAUAGAUGAAGUGAUGGAUGUUUCCAGCAGACUCCUGAGCCUCCUCAACCAGACACAGAUACGUCACAGUGACCCGAAAUACCUGGAAACUCUCUGUGACUAUUUUCUGAGUCUGUCUCAAGAUAUAGAGAUGGCUUAUAAAGAGUAUCUUGCCAACUACAACAACAUCACUGCUCUAGAGAACAGCUACAAACAGAAAGAGGCCUUGUGGGUGGAAAUGAUCCGAAGCGUCAAGUCAUCUGCUCCUGAUGUGAAUGCAUCCACUCUGAGCUUCUUCCUGGUGAUGCCAGUUCAGAGGAUCGCCCGUUACCCACUGCUGCUCCAGACCAUCCAGAAACACACAGACCCCGGGCACCCUGCCUACCCAAAACUGGAGCACACCGCUCACACUGCGGUCCAGAUCAACUGCAGGAUCAAUGAAUACAAACGCUUCCGUGAAGUCGCUGACAAAUACAAGAAGACAGAGAACCUGACCAUCAAGGACAAGAUCAAUCGGCUGAGUGGCCACAGCAUUGCCAAGAAGACGGCCCGGUUCAGCCAGUACAUAAAGCAUGAGACAGGAAUGGUGCAAAAGUUAAAGGAUGAAGAAUUCGAUGCCCUUGCUGGCUUCUUCUUCGUCCUGGAGAGGGGCGUCUCAGAGCUUCAUGAUAACCUGGAGGCCUAUCUCCACCAUCUGCAGAGGUUCCUCAGCUGCAGACCAGAGGAAGCAGAUCUUGAUCUGGAAGGAGAGAAAACCGCCUUGUUCUCUAAAGAAAUCACAGUGGCACUCAGACAGUGGAUCUACCCCUCAUAUGAUGAGCGUUUGAAGACUUUAGUCUUUAAGCCCUUGAGCUCACUGCGGGAACUGAUGGCAGGACCACGUAACCUCAUCCGCAAACGUCAGGACAAGCUUCUGGACUAUGAGCUAAUCGAGGAGAAGAGUAACCUGAACUUUGAGGAGCAAGCCAUAGCGAACACCUACAAGACCAUCAACACUCUCCUGCUGACCGAGCUGCCGCAGUUCAACAGCAAAGCCCUGCAGCUCCUGUGGGCCACGCUAGAAGCCUUCAGCUGCCUGCAGAGAGACCUGGCGGCUGAUAUGGAGCAGCUGGCCACCAGCUUCACCCAUCAGCUCCCACACAGUCAUUUGGAGGAUGGCGAGUUCUGGAAGUGGGCAGAGACUUCAGUGCUGGAGGGUUCGAGGAGGAUGGAGAGCCUGUGUCAGAGUGUUCAGGAUGAGCUCAAUGCUCCCAUUGUGCAGGCACUCAAUGCCGUGUGUGAGCAGCGUCUCAAGGCUCUGACCGCCAAACACGGCUCGGAAAAGAUCUACCAGCUGACAGGCCCUGUGGUGGGCACCCGUGACCUUGACCUGACCCUCAACAAGGGAGAGCUGGUAGCUGUCGUCAGUGAGAUGGACACGCGAGGAGACCGUCGCCGCUGGCUGGUUGAUGCAGGAGGCCCAAGGGGUUAUGUGCCUGCCUUAAAACUGACACGCUACCACCAGAUAACCGUUGACCCGCCGCAGUCUCCUCAUCUGAAGGUCACACCCACCGUUCCAGGACCCCGAAGGCACUCCUACACACCCGGAGCCCAGCCGCUCCCAACCACCAUGACCAAGCCCUGUUUUCAGGUGUAUGCGGGCUAUGACUUCACUGCGAGGAGCACUCACGAGCUUUCUCUGAGGGCCGGCGAGCCAGUGCAGGUGGUGGAGCCUCAUGAUAAGCGUGGAAACAAGGAAUGGAGUCUGGUGGAGGCGCGUGGCCAGAGAGGCUACGUCCCCUCUAACUACCUCGCCAUCCUCCCCUCUGUGAUCGCCUCACCUACCUUCCCUUAUCGCUAGAAUAUCCUCGAGAGCACAUCAUCUGCUGCUGAUACGACUGCUAGCCAGUAUCCAAACACACACAGACCAUGAGAAACACUUUCCCUGAAGGGCUCUUCAUGCAUGAGGGGGCGGAUGGCUGCUGUUUGAUGCGUCAUUUGACUGGUGUAUGUACUGGAGUGGUGCUUGGGCCCUGCUGUGGAGUGGUCAUCCAUAUACUUGAUCUCAGCUUUUUGCCUGGGGCUGUUACUGGUGGAGAUCGUUUUAUCCAAUGAGAGAAGUGCUGCAGGGGCAGCAGACAUGCUGUUGUAGCACAUGGCUGCUGGUGGAGUGUGCUGUUUCCUACAAUUACCACUUGGAUCCACACCUCAGCUGUCCACUGGAAUGACUCUUUUGGCGGGCCUGGUACUACUUUGCUAUAAGAAAUGGAGAAUAUUUGGAUUUUUACUGCUGAGAAUGGAUCUCAUUUUAUGAGUCAGACCUCUUUUGCACUGGUUUCCAGCCUUUUGAGAUGAUUAACAUGCAGACUUGAAGACAAGAUCUUUCAAAACAUUCUUACAGAAUUCUUGCUUGUGCACCAUUUUAAUAAUACUUGAUGGUUUUUAGUUAUUACAAAUUGUACAGUGGAUCUAAAAAGUAUUUGGACACUUGGACAUGCUUCAAAUGUAUGCAUG